GGUCGGCUCUGUUCUCGCCCCGCCCUCUCCCCGCCCCCUCCCUAGAUAUCGCGAGAGGGCGGGCCCGCUUGGCUUCGGCGUCGGCGUCGCGCCCGCCCUGGAGCUCUAGGCCGGCGUCUCUCACCGAGCGGCGGGUCAAGUGCUGGCGGCUAAGGGAGCGCGAGGAGCCGCCAAGCCGUUCGGCGUUGGCUCUGGCGUCGGGGUCGUUGUGUCGUGACAACCGCUCCGGUGGCCGUUUCCGAGGCAGCAGGUGCGGCCGCUUUAGCCCUGAGCGGGCUCCGCGGCUGCCUGCGAGUCUCUGCUGUGGCGACCCUUCUCUUCGCGGACCCCACGCCAAGCAGCUACCCUGAGCCGACAGCCGGAGCGCCCGGCAAUGGCGGCCUCGACGGCCUCGCACCGGCCCAUCAAGGGGAUCCUGAAGAACAAGACCUCUACGACUUCCUCUAUGGUGGCGUCGGCCGAACAGCCCCGCGGGAGUGUCGACGAGGAGCUGAGCAAAAAAUCCCAGAAGUGGGAUGAAAUGAACAUCUUGGCGACAUAUCAUCCAGCAGACAAAGACUAUGGUUUAAUGAAAAUAGAUGAACCAAGCACUCCUUACCAUAGUAUGAUGGGUGAUGAUGAAGAUGCGUGUAGUGACACUGAGACCACUGAAGCCAUGGCGCCAGACAUCUUAGCCAAGAAGUUAGCUGCUGCUGAAGGCUUGGAGCCAAAGUAUCGGAUUCAGGAACAAGAAAGCAGUGGAGAGGAGGAUAGUGACCUCUCACCUGAAGAACGAGGUAAAAAAAAGCGACAAUUUGAAAUGAAAAGGAAGCUUCACUACAAUGAAGGACUCAAUAUCAAACUAGCUAGACAAUUAAUUUCAAAAGACCUACAUGAUGAUGAUGAAGAUGAAGAAAUGUUAGAGACUGCAGAUGGAGAAAGCAUGAAUACGGAAGAAUCAAAUCAAGGAUCUACUCCAAGUGACCAACAGCAAAACAAAUUACGAAGUUCAUAGAAGAGAUUUGUUCAACACUGCAGUUGUUUGUUAGAUAUAAACCCUGUGACUGUAAUACAUUGCUUCUUGCUCUCCACAAUUCAUGACUUAAGUACCAAAAUGCAUACCAGUUAUUAUAUAUUGCCAAGAAUUAAAUGAUAAACUUAGAGACUGAUUAGACUGAAAAUGCCUAAUUGAUACAUAUAUUCUUGUGCCUAGUACUUUACCACAAAUACAGUGUAAUAUCAUCAGUCCAAAACUGCAUUACUUUUGUAAAAACACUGGUUAAUUUGUAUAAGAUAUAUAGCUUUUUAUGCUUUAGAAGUUAAACAGUAUCUUUGGGGGGGAACUAAUUUAUUUUCAUCACUCUUAACUGUGGUGGUAGCUCUUAUAAAGUUUGUUGAUCUGUUGUUUUUUUUAAAUCAGAAGCUGAUUGAACAACAGGAUAUAUAGACUGAUAAAUAUUCAGGCUGAAUAGUAUUUUAACACUCGUCUUCAACUUGAUUUGUUUGUUUAAUUGAAAAGAAUUAUAAGAGUUACUGUCGCAUUUUCUGGCCUACUACCUUUUAAAUUCCUGUUGAGUUUCUUUGUAUUUACAAGGAAAGGACUGAACUUUUUCUCAUCAAAACGAGCUUUUUUCCCCACAAAUAAAUUAUCAGGUUAAACUUUCA
Molecule: messenger RNA, 1644 nt
Organism: Piliocolobus tephrosceles (Ugandan red Colobus)
Lineage: Eukaryota; Metazoa; Chordata; Mammalia; Primates; Cercopithecidae
Gene: PPP1R2
Product: protein phosphatase 1 regulatory inhibitor subunit 2
Exons: 6
Coding region: 374-994 (206 amino acids)
Biological process (GO): regulation of signal transduction
Molecular function (GO): protein phosphatase inhibitor activity
Source: RefSeq, a predicted model, not a curated record